AUGCCCGCCGAAUUGCAGCUUUUCGUGGAUAAACACGUUCGCUACAUCCAGAGCCUCGACACGCGCAAAGACGAGCUCGAGUACUGGCUCACCGAGCACUUGCGCCUCAAUGGCCUGUAUUGGGGGUUGACGGCCCUGCACCUGCUAGGACAUCCGGACGCUCUCCCGCGCACUGGCAUCCUGGACUUUGUGUACUCCUGCCUGCACGAGAAUGGUGGUUUCGGCGCUGCUCCGGGGCAUGAUGCCCACAUGCUCUAUACGGUCAGUGCUGUGCAGAUUCUCGCGACCCUCGAUGCCUUCGAAGAAUUUGAAGAGCGCGUGGAAGGCGGGCGGCAGAAGGUUGGCAAAUUCAUCGCAGAUCUCCAAGACUCCGAGACCGGCACUUUUGCAGGGGAUGAGUGGGGAGAACGAGACACGCGCUUUUUAUAUGGCGCCUUGAACGCCUUGUCUCUGAUGGGGUUACUUGAUCUGGUUGAUGUGGAUAAGGCAGUCCAGCACGUACACUCCUGCGCCAAUUUUGACGGCGGCUAUGGCACGAGUCCUGGCGCCGAAUCUCACUCAGGCCAGGUGUUUACGUGUGUUGGAGCAUUGACCAUUGCGGGGAGGCUCGAUCUGGUCGAUCAAGACAGAUUGGGAGCUUGGCUCAGCGAACGACAGCUUAAGAACGGCGGGCUAAAUGGGCGGCCGGAGAAGAAGGAGGAUGUCUGCUACAGCUGGUGGGUAAUGAGCAGCAUGGCCAUGCUGAACAAGCUCCACUGGAUCGACGGCGAGAAAUUGACGCAAUUUAUCUUGCAAUGCCAGGAUCCUGAGUUGGGUGGCUUGGCCGACCGACCUGGAGACAUGGUGGACGUCUUCCACACAGUAUUCGGCAUUGCCGGACUCAGUCUGCUCAAACACCCUGGGUUGGAAGAAGUGGAUCCAGUGUAG
Molecule: messenger RNA, 927 nt
Organism: Boeremia exigua
Lineage: Eukaryota; Fungi; Ascomycota; Dothideomycetes; Pleosporales; Didymellaceae
Product: geranylgerany transferase type II beta subunit
Exons: 4
Coding region: 1-927 (308 amino acids)
Biological process (GO): protein geranylgeranylation
Cellular component (GO): Rab-protein geranylgeranyltransferase complex
Molecular function (GO): Rab geranylgeranyltransferase activity
Source: RefSeq, a predicted model, not a curated record